GUGGUAUGUUGAUUGACGGGUGGGUUUUUGAUGGCCAAUAGGGAGUCAAUAAUUUUGACGCCGCCUAUAAAUUUGAUCACGUGGUCAAUAUCAUGUGCUUUUAUUUGGCUUUUGAAUAAUUGGAUGCCCUCCCUCGUUCGAUUUCCUAUUUUGUAAAAGAGAUCUGGGAACAGUAUUAUCUUUGACGCAGGGAAUCCUAUGUGCAGAAAUAUGUUUUUGUAGUCAGCGAACCCAUUUCCAGCCAUUUGACUCCCGGGCCGCACAUAUAAACCGGAGGGGACAGAACAUCUUCAAAUUGAAUGCUGUUAUCCACUGUGUCUAAAGAUGUCGCUGUCAGUUGUCAAAUGUCAUCUCCACUUUUCUCCAAUUUCACGAGAGUUAGAAAAUGUCAACUUCUCAGAUUGGAUUUGUUACAUAGAUUAUCUGAUAUCUCAGUAUUUUGUGAAUGAAUGAUGUUGAAAACAACACAUAUGACAUUUAGUAGCUGAUUCCAUACAUUGGUAUAAUUACAGGUAGAUUCAUUGCGAAGAAAGUAAACAUGGGGUUUCAACCUGUAGAGAAUUUCAAGGGGUUCAUGACACAUCGUCCUCCACUGGUGAUGUUCAUGAUCACCCUUGGAGUCUUCGCUGUCAUCCUGGUAUCUGUGGCAUACUAUGUCAAACUGAACGAUCUCCAAAACCCCGAUGUUAAGGACUGGAACAACUUCCUUGAGAGCUUUUCAACCUUAGAAUUCUGUGUGACGGGGAAUUUGACCGAGUCCUCCGCAACAGAAGAAACCCCGACCACCACCCCACUUUCAAAGAAAUCAAAACGUGAUAAAUUGCACAAAAAGGGACACAAACUAACAACCACUCCAGUUGAAGUGUAUGAUGAAACUCAGAGAAAUCAUUCAGUGUCACUCCUACUAACAGUGGAACCGACCAUGGAGUUUGUGCGUCAGUCCCACAAUAUCACAAAACUUUCUGCCAUUGUCUAUGGACAUCAUUUGGGCCUUAGAGGUAGCCGGGCCCAGGAAGCCAUCAAUGUAACCAUAGACCUUCCUGUACAGUUCAACAAGACACAUUGCAAGAAUAACCACUGUGCACCUAUGCAGAUUGUCACUUGUGUUUUUUUCCAUGGGACCACUGCUUUAUUCCCUAGCACAAGGAUGCCAGAUACAUGCUAUGGCAUGAACGAGACUGGGGUAGAAUACCAUGCAGAGAUGGAUACACUUCCACAAACCAGCAUGUUUAAGAGUCAAGUAUGCCGUAACAAGGUCAAGGUCAAGGCGGACUACAGCUUCAAUCCCUCACUCACCAUGUGGCUCAGUGUGAAGGACAAAUCUGUGAUCAACCUUCACCUAAUGCACACCAGUUACUUCCUGUUCGUUAUGGUGGUGACAUUGCUAUGUUACGCUAUCAUACGAGGCAAACCUAAACAAAUCAUCAAAGUGGUCCAUGUCCAACCUGAUAAGGCAUCUAAUGGAAGAUUAAUAUGAACACAUUGUGAAACCAAAUCAAAGGAAGACCCUUAAUGUUGGAAAUUGAUGUAGAAUAUAACUACAGUUACAGUAUAUA
Messenger RNA from Owenia fusiformis, 1556 nucleotides. The record is from the annotation of a GenBank genome assembly. NCBI's taxonomy places the organism in Eukaryota, Metazoa, Annelida, Polychaeta, Sabellida, Oweniidae.